AUGAGUUCCUGCAAGGAUUGCAUCAGCGGUGUACGCCACGAAGGUACUCCCGAGGGCAAGAUGGAGAAAAUUGGCGGCGUUGAAUGUUACGUCGCGACACCCACGGGCGACUACUCUAAGGACAAGGUCGUCCUGUACCUCACGGAUAUCUUCGGUAUUCGUCUGAACAACCCCAAGCUACUCGCCGAUGAUUUUGCGCGCAACGGCUUUAAAGUCGUCAUGCCGGACAUCCUGUUCGAAGAUCCCGUUGGCGAAAAUGACCUGAACAAUACCAGCUUUGACAUCGAGGGGUGGCUUGCGAGGCACACCCCCGAUACGUGGCUCCCCACGAUCGACGCGGUCGUCGCCGCGCUCAAGGCGCAGGGCGUGACCCGUUUCGGCAUCACAGGCUACUGCUUUGGCGCACCGCCUGCGUUCUACCUCGCGCUCAAGAACGAGAGCCACGCCACGGCCGUCGCGCACCCGUCGCACUUGAAAGCUCCUGAGGACCUUGAGAAAUACAAGGCCGAGUCGAAGAUACCCCUGCUGAUUGUUACCUGCGAAGUCGACCGGCAAUUUCCGCUGGAGGCCCAGGCCAUUGCCGAUGAGGUACUUGGCGGAGGAAAAUUCACACCUGGCUACGAGAGGGUGCAUUUCGACGGCUGCGUCCACGGCUUUGCCGUCCGUGGUGAUAUGAGCGACCCUAAGGUCAAGGCUGGUAAGGAAGGCGCAUUCAAGGCGACGGUUGAGUUCUUCCUGAAGUAUCUCUGA
This is a messenger RNA of Postia placenta MAD-698-R-SB12, 750 nucleotides long. RefSeq lists its product as hypothetical. The record is from RefSeq and is a predicted model, not a curated record. Gene Ontology annotation, molecular function: hydrolase activity. The transcript is spliced from 6 exons. NCBI's taxonomy places the organism in Eukaryota, Fungi, Basidiomycota, Agaricomycetes, Polyporales, Adustoporiaceae. The coding region runs from base 1 to 750 and encodes 249 amino acids.